Molecule: messenger RNA, 1570 nt
Organism: Thunnus maccoyii (southern bluefin tuna)
Lineage: Eukaryota; Metazoa; Chordata; Actinopteri; Scombriformes; Scombridae
Gene: dhrs7b
Product: dehydrogenase/reductase (SDR family) member 7B
Exons: 7
Coding region: 442-1377 (311 amino acids)
Cellular component (GO): membrane
Molecular function (GO): oxidoreductase activity
Source: RefSeq, a predicted model, not a curated record
CAUGGCUUUUGUGUCUGUGCUGGAAAACCACAGGAUAAACUAUAAAAUUAAAUGCAUUCCUGCACACAGAGUAUGCAAACCCUUCCGCUGCUAUUGCCUCUCACCUUACAUUUACUUUAUGGGAUGAACAGACCUGACACGGGGAGACAGAAAUGCUGAAGCAGAUGAAUGAGUGCUCAGAGGGACAGCCUGAGACAACCUCAUCAGAUUGCUGAUUUGUGACCAGAGCAGGCUAAUUAUCUGUCAGCUGAACAGCUUCUGACAACAGUGCUGAUACACAGGAGUUGGACUGAUUGAUGGACUGGCUGUUUAUCCACCAUUUUAGAGUAGCACUGCUGGGUCUGGUGGCAUAGGAAUAGCCCAGUCAUCAUAAAAAGAUUAUUCACAAGGAUGGCUGGAUGACAGGUAGCUGGUGUGGAGCAGGGAGAGGGACUGUCAGCCAUGGAGCGUGUCAUGGGAGGAGGAUUGCUGCCACUGGCUUUAGCAAGUGUAGGGGUCUUGCUGCUGUACCGGAUACUUGCCCGACUCAGAGCGGGAACCAGUCUGCAGGACACCGUGGUUGUCAUCACUGGAGCCAGCUCUGGACUCGGGAAAGAGUGUGCACGGGUCUUCCACGCUGCAGGGGCACGGCUCGUGCUGUGUGGACGAGAUGCAACCCGCCUGCAGCAGGUUGUUCAGGAGCUUACAGCAAGUUCAACAGACACACAGCGGCAGACUCACACUCCCAGCACCGUUACCUUCGACCUGGCAGACACAGACUCAGUGGAAAGAGCUUCAGAGGAGAUCCUGAGGUGUUAUGGACAAGUGGACGUCCUCAUCAAUAAUGCAGGAAUCAGUUACCGCGGCAACAUACUGGAUACCCACAUUUCGGUCCAGAGGGACGUUAUGGAAACAAAUUACUUUGGGCCUGUUGCUCUCACUCAAGCUCUCUUGCCCUCCAUGGUUCGCCGACGCAGCGGCCACAUCGUCGUCAUUAGCAGUGUCCAGGGCAAGAUAGCCAUUCCUUACAGAUCAGCUUACGCAGCCUCUAAGCACGCCACCCAGGCCUACUUCGACUGCUUACGGGCAGAGGCGGAUUGUUAUGGGAUUCCAGUGUCCGUGAUCAGUCCUGGGUACAUCCGAACCAACCUGUCGGUCAACGCUGUCACAGGUGACGGCUCCAAGUAUGGAGUUUUGGACAAGACCACAGCAAUGGGCCGGGACCCCACUGAUGUGGCUCAGGCCAUUCUGAGGGCAGUCCGUAAGAAGAGCAAAGAUGUCGUUCUGGCAGGACCUCUACCCACUCUGGCCAUCUACCUCCGCACACUGUGGCCCGCACUCUUUUUCAAGCUCAUGGCCUCUCGCGCCCGCAAGGAGCGGAAACCUAAAGACGAGUGAGGACCGGCAGCUCACGGGGGUGUCAUUGGCAAACAGAUCAAAACAUGAAACUGACUGCUUCACACGGAGGCUGAAUGGACACGAGAUGUGAAUACAUGCAGCGCUUCAGUAACACUUUUUACUGGCUUACUGGCUUUUUUUGUUGUGCUGCUAGUCUAGCUUGUGUGAAAUAAACCAGAAACUUGUAAAUACA